This is a messenger RNA of Carassius gibelio (silver crucian carp), 2371 nucleotides long. It is a transcript of the gene vamp7, whose product is annotated as synaptobrevin-like 1. The record is from RefSeq and is a predicted model, not a curated record. NCBI's taxonomy places the organism in Eukaryota, Metazoa, Chordata, Actinopteri, Cypriniformes, Cyprinidae. The transcript has 8 exons. Bases 232 to 894 code for a protein of 220 amino acids. Gene Ontology annotation, molecular function: SNARE binding; SNAP receptor activity. Gene Ontology annotation, cellular component: membrane; SNARE complex. Gene Ontology annotation, biological process: exocytosis; vesicle fusion.
GUCUCGUGGUCGCACGUAAGUGACGCAACGCGGAACACAGUCAGUGACGUUUGUUGAUUUUUUCGACUUGGCACAGACCGGUGUUAUUUUUAACUGUGGUGUUUAUUUAUGAUUUCAACCAUGUUUGUGAGGAAAUGAAAGUGUCGUUUAUGCCACUGCGCCUCAAAGACAUCGACAAGAGCGGCGCUUCAUCGUCAGCAGUUCAGUGUGGGAUCAGCUGUGUGUGUGGCGAUGGCGAUCCUGUUUGCGGUGGUGGCUCGAGGAUCCACUGUUCUGGCUAAACACGCCUGCUUCUCUGGAAACUUCCUGGAGGUGACGGAGCAGAUCCUGGCCAAGAUCCCGUCUGAGAACAACCGGCUGACGUAUUCCCACGGCAGCUAUCUCUUCCACUACAUCUGCCACGAGAGGAUCGUGUAUCUGUGCAUCACUGAUGACGAGUUCGAGCGCUCGCGUGCCUUCGGGUUCCUGAAUGAGGUGAAGAAGCGCUUCCAGACCACCUACGGCUCUCGAGCUCAGACCGCGCUGCCCUACGCCAUGAACAGUGAGUUCUCCAGCACGCUGGCGGCGCAGAUGAAACAUCACUCGGAUCCCAAAGGCUCGGACAGAGUGACAGAAGCACAGAUGCACGUGGACGACCUGAAGGGCAUUAUGGUCCGAAACAUCGAUCUCGUCGCUCAGAGAGGAGAGAGACUCGAGCUGCUCAUCGAUAAAACGGAGAACCUGGUGGAUUCUUCUGUCACCUUUAAAACAACGAGCCGUAACCUGGCCCACGCCAUGUGUAUGAAGAACCUGAAGUUAACCAUCAUUGUUGUGAUCGUGGUGCUGGUGGUGCUGUAUAUCAUCGUGACGGCCGCGUGUGGAGGACUCAGCUGGCCGAACUGUCGGAAGCAGUAGAAAUGACUAGAGACUCACAAACACAGCUCUGAGCUCCUGCUGGUGUCCUGUGCUGUUCCUAACAAUACUUCAGCAUCACCACCUUCACAUGUUCAUCCUUGUCCUAUGUGUCUGAGGCUUUGGGUUCUUUUCACAAUGUUGUAAUGCAGUUCAACUACAGGGAGAAUUUAAAGGAGUAGUUCACCAGGAAAUUAAAAUUGUCAUAGAUGUUAAUUCAUACUGCUCUGGUUUAGUUUUAGAAAGUGGCAUAAAAGUAUCAUAAAAGUUGUCCGUAUGACUAGUGCACUGUAUUCAUGGUUUUCUGAAGUUGGUUUUUGGUUUUGGUUUUUCUAGCUGUAUGUGAGGAAUGAAACUGAAGUCAUUAUUCACAGAACAUCUUCCCCGUCAUGUGUAGUGCUUAAUUCUCAUCUGAAUGCACAGUUUUUAAUACACAUUCAUUAUUAUUAUUAAAGGACAAAUAAAUAGUUCUUUGAGAUAUUUAAGUACUUGAAUAGUGGAUUUUAGUUGGGUUUGUUUCUUCCACAAAGCUAUGUACGACUUGGCAUUGUGUGUUGGGGACUUCUUUUAUGAUACACCGGUUUUAUGAUCUGUGUCGUUUUAUUGCAUGGAAAAGCAGUGUAAAUCAUCCACUAACCGCUUUGAUUUGUGUGUUUCAUGGAGGAAAGUAAAGCAGGACUAGAACGACACGAGGCUGAGAAUAUGAGGGACUUUUCUAGUUUUGGGUGAACUACUCAAGCCAGCGGUUACUAAUCCUCUUCAUAACUCACAGCAGAAGAGCUUCAAGAGCAAUGAUCAAAUAUAUCAAAUAUAAGAGUAUUGACCUGGCACUUGUGUUUGCUCUGUUUUAAUUAGGUUUGCUUACAGCAGUCAUUAUAUGUAUGUAAUCAUUUACAUUUAUAGUUAGCUUACUAAAUGUGUUUUCUACAGAAUGAACUAAUGUCAGUCACCAAGAUUGUUUGUGAUCGAUUGAUUGAUUGAUUAUUGAGUAGCAUAUGAAGUAGUUUGUCUACUUUAAAUUAGUCGUGUGAUAUUGUUCACAGCGCAGAGCUAAUUGGAUUAAAAACUGCAUGUUUCUGGUUGAAUCUUGCAAAACCUGUUAAUGUUUCAGCCCAAAUUAAAGAGCAAAUUGGAUGGAAGCUAGAUCAUUACGAGGCCUGUUUUUUUUUUUUUUUUUUUUUUUGUAUUGAAUUAUUCAGCACAUUUUCCUGAAAUUAUCACUUGAAAAAGAAAGAAUGAAUCAUGUAUAAGCUUCUAAUUCUGACAUGAAAUACACAGAAUAGUAAACAACCAUGUAUAGAAAACAAUAUAAAGCUAUAUCCAAGUAUAGAGUGUGAUUUGCAGGAAUAGAGAGAGUAUGUACGGGCAGAGUGAAUACAUUUAAAUGUAGUCAUCAUAGUGAGACAUACAAAAGACACCUGUAAUGUACAUUUUGUAAUGAUGUGUACAGCUUAAAUAAAAAUGCUUAUGUGUUGCAAAA